Molecule: messenger RNA, 2799 nt
Organism: Trichomonas vaginalis G3
Lineage: Eukaryota; Parabasalia; Trichomonadida; Trichomonadidae
Product: spectrin binding
Exons: 1
Coding region: 1-2799 (932 amino acids)
Molecular function (GO): protein binding
Source: RefSeq, a predicted model, not a curated record
AUGAGUGGAAUUAGUGAUCUUGACAUCGAUUAUAUUGUUAAUAACAUCGAAACAUACCUGGAUCAAGAUACAUUUUUCGAUUUAUUUGAAGAAGAUAUUAUUUCGGAAGUUUUAUCUCAAGCAAAAGUUAAAUCUAAGGACUACUUAUUACUUACAACGCAAGGUAUAUUAAAAUUCGGCAAAACCAAACUAUAUCAUUUGAUUAGGAAGUGCAAUACUUUUGUUAAUUCUUUCGAAGAUGUGAUUAAUGUUCUUCAAAGCUACAAAAUGAUACUUAAAUUAUACUCUAUUGACCCACUAAUAGAAUUUAUUGAGGAAUGUAAUAACACACACACUACAAAUCCAAAUGAAAUUAAAGAAUUAGAAACAAAGAUUCAAAAUCUUGAACCAAAAGUUAUAGAGCUUAAAAAGGGUAUCAAAAAAUAUAAAAAUGAUAUAUCAACACUUAAUAACAAACUCAAAAUAUUUUCCGAUUUACUGCAAAAAGAUGAUUUUGAUACAGUUUACCAAUUCAUUCAAGAACUUUCAGAAGAAGGUGAUGAAUCUAAAAUCUCAAUUGCAUGUUCAGCAGGAAUAAGUGAAAAGAGAAAUCAAGAUGAAAAUACACCACUUUUAAUGGCAUGUGUUAAUGGUGAUCUUCAAUUAACAAAAUCUCUUCUUGAAGGAGGAUGUAACAGAGAUGUUGUUGAUAAAUUUGGAAAUAAUUGUUUACUUCUAGCAUCAUUAGGUGGACAUCUUGACAUUGUCAAAUAUUUAAUUGAAUUUGGAUUUGAUAAAAACUGGCAAAGCGAAACUUAUGGAUUUAAUGCAAUAAUUUGUGCAUCACAAGAAGGUCAUCUUGAAUUAGUUAAAUAUCUUAUUUCAGUUGGAGCAAAUUUAAAUGAUAAAACUAAUGAUGGAAAAUCUCCAAUAUUUGUUGCAUCACAAAAAGGUCAUCUUGAAUUAGUUAAGUAUCUUAUUUCAGUUGGAGCAAAUGAUAAAGAUAUUUAUGGUGAUAAUAAUGCCAAUGAAAAUAAUGAUGAAGAUGAUGAUAAAAAUGAUAAUAAUGAUGAAGAUAAUGAUAAUAAUGAUGAAGAUAAUGAUAAUAAUGAUGAAGAUAACGAUAAUAAUGAUGAAGAUAACGAUAAUAAUGAUGAAGAUGAUGACGAAAAGGAUGAUGAUGAAGAUGAUGAUAAUAAUAAUGACGAAGAUGAUGCAGAAAAUGAUGAAGAGGAUGAUAUGGAUGUUGAGGAAGAUACAGAAAAUGAAGAUGACGAUGAUGAAGAGGAAGAUACUGGAGAUACUGAUAAAUUUAUUUCACUAAUUAUGGCAAUACAUAUAGGUGAUCUUGAGAUCGUUAAAAAUCUCAUUUCAUGUGGAGUAGAUCCAAAUGAUAAAUUUGGUGAUGGAAUUUCUCCAAUUAUUACAGCGUUAGUUUUUGGCCAUCUUGAAGUCGUUAAGUAUCUUAUUUCAGUUGGAGCAAAUCCAAAUGAUAAAGUUAAUUAUGGAAUUUCUCCAAUCAUUACUUCUCCACAAAACGGCCAUCUUGAAGUUGUUAAGUAUCUAAUUUCAGUUGGAGCAAAUCCAAAUGAUAAAGAUAAUUAUGGAAUUUCUUCAAUCAUUACUUCUUCACAAAACGGCCAUCUUGAUGUCGUUAAAUAUCUCAUUUCAGUUGGAGCAAAGCCAAAUGAUAAAAAUAAUGAUGGAAAAUCUCCACUUAUUGCAGCAUCAUAUUUUGGUCAUCUUGACGUAAUUCAAUAUCUUAUUUCAGUUGGAGCAAAUCCAAAUGAAAAAGGUAUUGGUGGAUUUUCUCCAUUAUUUAUUGCAGCACAGAAAGGUUAUCUUGAAUUAGUUCAAUAUCUUAUUUCAGUUGGAGCAAAUCCAAACGAAAAAAAUAUCAAAGGAGCUUCUCCAUUAUUUAUUUCAUCACAAAAUGGUUAUCUUGAAUUAGUUCAAUAUCUCAUUUCAGUUGGGGCAAAUCCAAAUCAAAAAAAUGAAGACGGAAAUUCUCCAAUCACCAUUUCAUCACAAAAAGGCCAUCUUGAAGUUGUUAAAUAUCUUAUUUCAGUUGGAGCAAAUCCAAAUGAUAAAACUAAUGAUGGAAUUUCUCCAAUAAUUUUCGCAUCAAAAAAUGGUCAUCUUGAUGUCGUUAAAUAUUUCAUUUCAAUUGGAGUAAAUCCAAAUGAAAAAGGAGCUCUCUCAUUAUUUAUUGCAUCACAAGAAGGUCAUCUUGAUGUAGUUGAAUAUCUCAUUUCAGUUGGAGUAGAUCCAAAUGAAAAAAGUAUUAAUGGAUUUUCUCCAUUAUUUAUUGCAUCGCAAAACGAUCAUUUGGAAAUUGUUAAAUAUCUCAUUUCAGUUGGAGUAAAUCCAAAUCAAAAAUGUAAAGAUGGAGAUUCCCCAAUCAUUACUUCUUCACAAAAAGGCCAUCUUGAAGUUGUUAAAUAUCUUAUUUCAGUUGGAGCAAAUCCAAAUGAUAAAAAUAAUGAUGGAAAAUCUCCACUUAUUUCAGCAUCGUAUUUUGGUCAUCUUGAAGUGGUUCAAUAUCUUAUUUCAGUUGGAGCAAAUCUAAAUGAUAAAUCUAUUGGUGGAUUUUCUCCAUUAUUUGUUGCAUCAUAUAAUGGCCGUCUUGAAGUUCUUAAAUUUCUUAUUCAAUGCGGAUGCAAUAAAAAUGAAAAAGGGCCGAAUAAUUAUACUCCACUUCAUUUUGCAGUCAAAAAUGGACAUAUUUAUGUUGUUGAUUAUUUAAUUUCCAUUGGUGCCGAUCUAAAUGCUAAAAACGAUUUCGGAUUAACACCCCUUGAAUGUGGUCAAAAUGAUUGA